UUCCCAUUACCUUCACAUUUCUAGAGAGAGAGAGAGAGUGUUUCUGUGUCCGUUAGAUAAAUUUUGGAGAUAGAAAAUUUUGGGGGUUUGGGUUUCGGAGUUAGAUAUCAAAUAUGUUGGGAGUGUUUAGCAGUUCAAUAAUGUCGCCGCCGGAUGAGCUGGUGGCAGCAGGUAGCCGGACACCGUCGCCGAAGAUCACAGCGGCGGCGCUGGUGAAUCGGUUUUUACAAACCAAUUCCUCGGCGGUGUCGAUGCAGAUCGGCGAUGAUGCCCAGUUAGCUUAUACUCAUCACAACGAGUCACCUUUACACCCCAGGUCAUUCGCAGUUAAGGAUGACAUAUUUUGCCUGUUUGAGGGAGCACUUGAUAAUCUAGGGAGUCUGAAGCAACAAUACGGGCUUUCAAAGUCUGCAAAUGAGGUGGUUUUGAUGAUUGAAGCAUACAAGGCGCUUCGUGACAGGGCACCUUACCCUCCAAACCAUGUUGUUGGCCACCUAGAAGGGAAUUUUGCAUUUAUUGUCUUCGACAAGGCCACCUCCACCUUGUUUGUGGCUACUGAUGAAAAGGCUAAGGUUCCUCUAUAUUGGGGAAUCACUGCUGAUGGAUGGGUAGCAUUUGCAGAUGAUGCUGACUUGCUUAAAGGUGCUUGUGGCAAGUCCCUUGCAUCUUUCCCUCAAGGUUGCUUCUUCUCCACAGCUUUGGGUGAACUGAGAAGCUAUGAGAAUCCAAAGAAUAAGAUCACUGCAAUUCCAGCUAAAGAGGAAGAAAUAUGGGGAGCAAAGUUCAUGGUGGAAGGGCCAGCAGUAUUUGCAGCCACAAAAUAGAAGUUCAUAAUCUCCUCCACCUGCAAUGUGCAAGUUGCUGCUAAAAGACAGGAAAACAGUGGAAGGGGGAGUGGAGAGGGAGGGAGGGAGGGAGGGAGGGGGUUGAUCUCUGGGACCAUGUAAAAAUUAGUGGAGCUGUCUUUCCCUUAGUAGCUGUUGUUAUUACUUCCUUAAAUGAAUGAAUGAGGAUGGUGCCGAAUUAGGUACUGUUAAGGUUCUAGAGUUGUUUGUUUGCUUGCCUAAGUAGUUCCUUCUCUUCUCUUCAUGUAGCGGUUCGCUGGUUCCAAUGCCUUGCUUCCUUUGGAAUUUGUACAGUUCACCUUUUUUCUCUAUAAAUUACUAAUAAAAGCUCAGUUUACCUUUUUUUUUUUUU
Messenger RNA from Coffea eugenioides, 1197 nucleotides. RefSeq names its product stem-specific protein TSJT1. Bases 114 to 824 code for a protein of 236 amino acids. The record is from RefSeq and is a predicted model, not a curated record. The transcript has 5 exons. NCBI's taxonomy places the organism in Eukaryota, Viridiplantae, Streptophyta, Magnoliopsida, Gentianales, Rubiaceae.